Molecule: messenger RNA, 492 nt
Organism: Lactuca sativa (garden lettuce)
Lineage: Eukaryota; Viridiplantae; Streptophyta; Magnoliopsida; Asterales; Asteraceae
Product: heat shock 70 kDa protein 4-like
Molecular function (GO): ATP binding; ATP-dependent protein folding chaperone
Source: RefSeq, a predicted model, not a curated record
AUGGCCAAAGACAGUAAUUGGCUAGGAAAAUUCGAUGAUACAGUCCCACCUCUACUAAAGGGGUUGUCACAGGUAGACGUGAUCUUUGACAAUGAUGCUAAUGGUAUUUUAAAUUGGUCAGGAGUGGAAUUAACAACUGGCCUAAAAAAAGGGAUUAUAGUUACCAAUCACAAGGACAUGCGUUCGACAAGAAAUAUCGAAAAAAUGCUAGAUGAUGCUCACAAGUACAAAUUACAAGAUGAGGAGAACAAGAAGAAGGUUUUUGUACAUAAUGCAUUCGAGGACUACCUUUAUGAUGUGAAAAGAAAAAUCAAGAAAAUAGGAAACACUACCAAGAUGUUUACUAAGAAAGAACUGGAAAUAAUGGAAAUUGCCAUAGAAAAAGCAAACGAAAUUCUUAAUGAAAGCCAACUUGUGGGUUUUGAUGAGUAUCAAAAGGAGCUAAAUCAGUUGGAAAAGGUAUGCCUGCCAAUCGUUGUCCAACAUGUUUAA